AUGCUUCUUCAAAUUGCCUCGUGCUCGGACGUCACCCUGUUCUUUCUUAGUUGUGGGGCCCGUCUGCUUGUGCUACUAAUGAUGUUCGUGUCGUACGCCGUGCUGCCGAGGUUACUUCACACGGAGCUUAUUUUCGACACUUCUGGGCUGCUGCACAACGACACGGAGGGUCAAUGGGGGUUUCUUGACUUCCCCCGCAAUUGGGACGCUGUCCACUUCUCUCACAUAGCUAAAUACGGAUAUUCGCAUGAGAACACGUGUGUUUUUUCCCUCUUGUUCCGUUUCUCUUUCGUAUUAUGUCAUGGCUGA
Messenger RNA from Trypanosoma conorhini, 309 nucleotides. RefSeq names its product putative mannosyltransferase-II. NCBI's taxonomy places the organism in Eukaryota, Euglenozoa, Kinetoplastea, Trypanosomatida, Trypanosomatidae. Gene Ontology annotation, molecular function: alpha-1,6-mannosyltransferase activity; GPI mannosyltransferase activity. Gene Ontology annotation, biological process: GPI anchor biosynthetic process. The record is from RefSeq and is a predicted model, not a curated record. Gene Ontology annotation, cellular component: endoplasmic reticulum membrane; mannosyltransferase complex. The coding region runs from base 1 to 309 and encodes 102 amino acids. The transcript has a single exon.